ACAGGAAACAAGAGACGCGAGGAGCCACUCGACUGUUCACGGAGCUGAAGGGAGGCACAUGACUCUCUGCUCAGAGGGAUCAACGUUUCAGCUGUGAAAGCUUGUGGAUUACUGGAUGUGCAGGGCAGCUUUUGGAUACUGAUACAGGUAUUUUGUGGAUGUGCUUUAUACAUUCCAGGAUUUAAUUUCACAAACUGAGUGAGCAGUCUUCAGCAUUCAGGACUUUAAUUCAAAUGAAAUGCAAAACGUCCCUGCCUGCUGUGCAUGGUUGGAUUAACAAGCUGAACGUUUUUUUUAUGACUGACACAAGUGCACAGUUGAGGAGAACCUUAUUUCUCUGUAAAUUUUACAAACGUGUCAACAUUUAAACAUGUUGAACAGCAGCCUACAGGUUAACACCAGUGGACUGAGCUCCAAUCAGAAUUUCAUGAUUUGCAACAAGAGUGAUGAAUUCAAGUACCCUAUGUAUAGUGCAGUCUUUAGCCUGGUGUUUAUUGUGGGACUUUUCUUCAACCUGAUUGCAGUUUACAUUUUUGGCUGCACACUGAAGCUGCGGAACGAGACGACCACCUACAUGAUGAACCUCGUAGUUUCAGACUCUCUCUUCGUCCUCAGCCUGCCUUUUCGGAUCGUUUACUUCAUCAAACGUGAAUGGAUGUUUGGAAGCGUGCUCUGCAAAAUCUCUGUGGCUUUGUUCUACACCAACAUGUACGGCAGCAUCCUCUUCCUCACCUGCAUCAGCGUCGACCGUUUCCUGGCCAUCGUGUAUCCGUUCCGCUCCCAAACUAUUCGCACUCGGAGGAAUGCAAAACUGGCCUGUUGCACAGUGUGGGUGAUGGUUCUUUCUGGAAGUAUACCCACUGGUUUCCUUUUGGACACAUCUUCCCCUAAAAACAUAAACGCCUCCUACUGCUUUGAAAACUACUCCAGAAAGCAGUGGAAGGCCUCGCUGUCGAAGGUGGUGGUGUUUAUUGAGACGGUGGGCUUCAUCAUCCCGUUGCUGGUCAAUGUUUUCUGCUCCAUCAUGGUGCUACGGACACUGAGGAAACCGAACACCAUCAGCCGGGGAGGGAACCUCAACAAGGCGAAAAUCUUGAGGAUGAUCAUCGUUCAUCUGCUCAUCUUCUGCUUCUGUUUCAUUCCUUACAAUGUUAACCUCAUGUUCUAUGCCCUGGUGCGCUCCAAGAUCCUGAAAGGAUGCCAGGCAGAGUAUGUGGUCAGAACCAUCUACCCCAUAGCUCUGUGCAUAGCGGUGACCAACUGCUGUUUUGAUCCAGUCAUUUACUACUUUACUUCAGAGAGCAUUCAGAGCUCCAUCAAACGCAAGUCCACCGUGUGGAACAACGGAGCCAAGCUGCUGGACAGACUGCACAUGGACAGCUCACAGAGCAGUCCAAACACAACACCCAAAAGCCUCACCCUGCGGCCUCAGAGAGGAAAAACAUUCAAUGAUGAGUCUACAGUCUAAUGAAAACUCUAUUACGGGACAUUAUUAAUAAUUAAGUGCUUGCUGGUGGAACUAGAUUUGAAUCUGAGGACUUGAGCGGCCUUGAAGAUCAUAACUCUGGUCUACUGGACACCACAGUGUUUUAGACUGGGACACUGGUUCCCAUUCAGUCAACAGAAAGGUGGAGCAAGUCAAAGAGAAACACUUGGAAGUGUUACAGCAUAAAGACUCCUUAUGAGAACACAUAGAAAGCAUAGAAUGUGCUUUAAUGCCAAUGACAGCUGUAUGUAAACCAUCGUCAUGUAAGUGCAGAAUGCUGUAAAUAAGUAUCAUCUUGUGCACACGAGACUUGGAGAUUGUUUUAUUCCUUCGAGCAGAUUCUCCUUUGGGAAAACUCUGCUUUGCCAAAGCUGAACCAGUAUUACGACUCUUUUUAUGUACUGUACUGUACAGUUUCUGUGUGGUUGCCUCAUUCAGGCUUUUUAGCACUUUAUAGAGCAGCAUGUUCUAUAACAGCUUUUACUAUAAAACU
Molecule: messenger RNA, 1979 nt
Organism: Centropristis striata (black sea bass)
Lineage: Eukaryota; Metazoa; Chordata; Actinopteri; Perciformes; Serranidae
Product: lysophosphatidic acid receptor 6-like
Exons: 1
Coding region: 371-1468 (365 amino acids)
Biological process (GO): positive regulation of Rho protein signal transduction; phospholipase C-activating G protein-coupled receptor signaling pathway
Cellular component (GO): membrane
Molecular function (GO): lysophosphatidic acid receptor activity
Source: RefSeq, a predicted model, not a curated record